Molecule: messenger RNA, 1623 nt
Organism: Tribolium castaneum (red flour beetle)
Lineage: Eukaryota; Metazoa; Arthropoda; Insecta; Coleoptera; Tenebrionidae
Exons: 6
Coding region: 185-1192 (335 amino acids)
Biological process (GO): actin cytoskeleton organization
Cellular component (GO): plasma membrane
Source: RefSeq, a predicted model, not a curated record
ACUCGAUAAACACCCGAGCGUGGAAUUCCGAAAUUGUUUGGACCGGAGUUUUUCCGGGCGUAAAAUCGCAAAUUCCCGGAGAAGUGCAUCGAGGAGCGCAUAUCGCUCCUAACCACAGCCACUCCAAGCUCGAAGGCUCGCCAGUCGCGCAUUCACAUUUUGAACGUUUGUGGAUUUGUGUGCGAUGUUGGUGGAAACCGACGCCGAUUCCGGGCCCCCGGAGCGGCCCGCCGGAGUCCUGGACUCCCCCAUUCUGGCGCGAGUCGAAAGGGUGCUGCUCCGGCACGAGGAGGGCCUGGAAAGGGACAGGAGGUACUUCCCAAGGCCCGAGUACACGCAGUCUCUUCUUUCUUCGAGCUUCGGAAAGGAGUCGACUGCCACGGUCAAGCGGGGGCUGCUGUGGCAGCAGCGCAAGAAACUCUUCAGCCGCUGGAAGGAGCGCUACUUCAUCUUAACGCGCGAUUAUUUGUACUGUUUUCAAAGAGCUUCCGGAGCUGAUAGGAUAUCGGAAAUGGGGCAGUUUCUCUUCAAAGUCAAGCUGGUUGACAUUGAACGAGUCGAAUGGGAAAACAAGAAGACGUAUAGCAUCGUGGCUUUGGUGCUGGGAAGGGACGGGAAAAUUUUCCUGAGGACGCCUGACGGAUUAGAAGACUGGUUUGAGCUGAUUGAAGAGUGCAUGCUGAUGAGCAAGGAGAGGCGGAAAGCACUGAGACACUCACACGAUGGAAAACCGAGAGAUAAUAACAACAUCACAGGGUCGUUGGGAGAAUGGAUGCUUCCUCAUCACAAACUACCUUUGAGGCAAUUACCCACUGACAGCGUAAGACAGGACGUGAUAAGAAGACGGGAGUGGACUCCUAGUGAAAAGGAUUGGGAGCAUCCUACCCUCGAUAACAGACUGUCUCUUUUAACUGACAUCGACAUUAACACCUACGACGAUAGCACCCUGGAAGCCCCGUCAAUAACUUCUUAUCGAAUGAAUCAGGAUGUUCUGUGCAUCCAACCUCCGUCCCUUAGAGGCAUGGGCUCUUUUCGUUCAACUAGAGAGACUUCGAAUUUCUCGAAACGGAAUGUUCCUAAUAUCCAAGACAUACCAUUUAUAAAAUUUAGAGAACGUUCGUAUAGCGACAUUCAAAGAGAGGAUCGAAGAGUGUGGCGAGGUUUGCCCAAUGAUAACCGCAAGUUACAUUAGUCAUUCAAGGGUGUUACGCUAGUCAUUUUCAAGUCUUUGGCAUCGAAAUUGCCAUUACGUUAUAAUGAAUAUUACACAAUGUCUUGAUCAUAGUAAUAACUCACACAACUAUUUAGGUUUUUGACAUUAUAGAUAUUAGUCAUACGUAUAUGGAACAGUUAUCGAAAUAUUUAAUUUUUGUGUACCAUUUGUCUUGUAACGUUUGAUUUAAUCUGUUUAAGCAUAUAGUCGUUAAUUAUAUUGUUUUGCAAACCAAAGAAUGCUUCGUUUGUUUAUGAUAUGAGCUGUUUAUAGUAUUUAUUGUUAACUUUUCGUAUUUAGACACGCCUAGAGACAAUCGUGAGAUAUAUUGUUUAGAGUUAGAUGUUACAUUUUUCAAAGGAUAAUUGUAUAAUUGUUUGAAAUAAAUUUUGAAAGCCGAUUCGAUUAAA